Molecule: messenger RNA, 2934 nt
Organism: Siniperca chuatsi (mandarin fish)
Lineage: Eukaryota; Metazoa; Chordata; Actinopteri; Centrarchiformes; Sinipercidae
Product: immune-associated nucleotide-binding protein 9-like
Exons: 4
Coding region: 659-2359 (566 amino acids)
Molecular function (GO): GTP binding
Source: RefSeq, a predicted model, not a curated record
CCGGUGUGAUCCCUGUUGGCCCGAACAGUCUGAAAGCCGUCGAUGGAAACGUUAUGGUCCGGGAUAUCCUGAUGUAGCCAUGUCUCCCAGAAGCACAUCAAACUACACUCCCGGAACUCCGUCUGACUCCGGGCUAACGCCGUUAGCUCAUCCAUUUUAUUCGCCAGUGAUCUGACGUUGCCCAGGACGAGAGACGGCAGACACGGCUUAAAUCUCUUGUUCUUAAAUAUCUUUUCUCUUCCCUCGCCGCUUCGUUCCACCUCUGCAUCCUCGGUGUGCCCUCCUCCAGAUCUCAGUGGGGACAUCGGUUGUCGUAGGCUGUUCUAAGGGAAAAACAGAAACUCUGGCAGCUAAGAGCGGCUCCCAUUCCUCAACACUCUGAUAAACAGCAAAUUCAUAUAAUUCAGUGCGAAGUGUCGCUAUUUUCCAAGCUACUGUAGCUGUCAUAUUCGUCAUAAGGAAGUGGGCGUGGUUUCAUCUGGGUGGGAAAAACGAUAGACGUGAAAGCUUCAGUUUCACUUUCAUUGUGUGACAGUGCAGCUAUUUGUGGGUGUGGUUUGGUGUAUAGGGACAUUUUAAAAAUGAGCUGCAGCAGACACUCUGAACACUGUGUCUCCACUUCAGCUGCAGUAUCUACUCUCUACUCUUUAACCCAAACAUGACCAGCAACUUAGGUUAUAGCAGAACAAAUAAUGAGGAGCUGAGGAUAGUGUUGGUGGGGAAGACUGGUAAUGGGAAGAGUGCCACUGGAAACACCAUUCUGGGACGACCGUGCUUUGUAUCUAAGUUCAGUGCAAAGUCUAUGACUGUAGACUGUUCUAAGGGCAAAGCUGUCGUGGAUGGGCAACAGGUUGCUGUCAUUGACACCCCGGGCCUGUUUGACACCAGGUUUGGCAUGGAUAAGACAGCUCAAGAUAUAUGCCAGUGCAUCUCUUACGCUGCUCCUGGACCCCAUGUGUUCCUGGUGGUCAUCAGGCUGGGCAGAUACACUGAAGAGGAGAAGCUGGCGGUGCAAAGGAUUCAAGAAAUCUUUGGCCAGGCUGCAGACAGAUACAGCAUGGUUCUCUUUACUGGUGGUGACCUUAUUGAAGACACCACUAUUGAGGACUUCUUGAAUGAAAGCUCAGACCUUCAAGAACUCGUGGCCAGAUGUAACGGCCAGUACCAUGUCUUCAAUAAUAAGCUGAAGGAUCGCUCUCAGGUCACUGAGCUGCUCCAGAAGAUCAGAAAUAUAGCCCAGAGGAACGGAGGAAGCCACUACACCAACGAGAUGUUCCAAGAGGCCGAGAGGGCCCGGAGAGAAGAGCUGAGGAUAGUGAUGGUGGGGAAGACAGGAAUUGGGAAGAGUGCCACUGGAAACACCAUUCUGGGACGACCGUGCUUUGUAUCCAAGUUCAGUGCAAAGUCUAUGACUGUAGACUGUUCUAAGGGCAAAGCUGUCGUGGAUGGGCAACAGGUUGCUGUCAUUGACACCCCGGGCCUGUUUGACACCAGGUUUGGCAUGGAUAAGACAGCUCAAGAUAUAUGCCAGUGCAUCUCUUACGCUGCUCCUGGACCCCAUGUGUUCCUGGUGGUCAUCAGGCUGGGCAGAUACACUGAAGAGGAGAAGCUGACGGUGCAAAGGAUUCAAGAAAUCUUUGGCCAGGCUGCAGACAGAUACAGCAUGGUUCUCUUUACUGGUGGUGACCUUAUUGAAGACACCACUAUUGAGGACUUCUUGAAUGAAAGCUCAGACCUUCAAGAACUCGUGGCCAGAUGUAACGGCCAGUACCAUGUCUUCAAUAAUAAGAUGAAGGAUCGCUCUCAGGUCACUGAGCUGCUCCAGAAGAUCAGAAAUAUAGCCCAGAGGAACGGAGGAAGCCACUACACCAACGAGAUGUUCCAAGAGGCCGAGAGGGCAAUUGAAGAGAAGAAACAACAGAUCCUGGAAGAGAAGGAAGAGAAAAUCCGAAACGAAAAAGAAGAAUUGGAAAGGAAACUUCAGGGAAAAUAUGAAAGAGAGAUGAAUAUAAUGAGAGAGCAACUCCAGGCUGACAGAGAGAGGGAGAGGAACGAGAGAGAAGAGGAGAGGAAGAAGGAGAAGCAGGAGAUGAAUGAGGAAAGAAAGAGGGAGAAGGAAGAGCUAGAAAGAGAGAGAAAGGAGAGAGAAACGGAGUUGAGAGAAAAGAUGAAUAAAAUAACCGAACAACAUGAGAAAGAACUGAGAGAGGAAAGACAUAAGUUGCAGUCCAGACAUGAAAAAGAGGCCAGGGAUGAAGCUGAGGGGUUUAAUCUAUUAUAUCCUCUGGUAAAAGCUGGUGAAGCCAUAGUUGCAGGAUUUAACUUACUUGGAAAGGCAAUUUCGAGCUGGUUCAAGUGAGUGAUCCCAAAUUCAGGCUGAUUAACCACAGAUGAACCCUCCAGAAGCUCACACACACAAGAACAUAUGAAAUAUAGAAAAAUUAUUUCAUCCACAGAAAUAUAAUCACAAUUUCAUUUUAAGAAUUAUCAGAGUGAAGAGUAGAGAGUAUAAAAUGUUUGCAUAUCAUUAAUAUAUUUUCAUAUUAUAACUCAAGCUAGGUUUAAUAUGAAAUUAUACUUAUUAUAUUAAGUUUUCAUUUUUUUUUAAAUUGUCAUUUAACCACUGCACUUUGUUUUCUGCAGACUAAUAUUUAUCCAUGAUCAGAAAAAGUUCUCACCGUCCAUAUAUAUAGAUUUUUUUUUGUUUUUUUCUUCAUUUCCUCACUCUGGUUUUGGUCAGUUUUACUUGUAAUUGUAACUGUUUGUAAAUUCUUACAUUAUUUGAUUUUGUUCUCCUGUUGGUCACAGUCUGUCAUCCUUUCAUUGCAUUCAUUCAUUUUCAUGGUUUAUGUUGAUGAUUUAUACCACUCAAGAACAAAUAUGUGUCCAUCUGCUAAACUGAACUAGAAAUAAAGAUGUGAUUUUAAGACUAAA